CACACUUUAUCGACAAUCAAAGAAAUUUCGAGUAAAAUGAAGAACAGAGUGAUUUGUGUUUUAUUGUUAUUAUUAUUUCGCUCAAAAUGUAUUACUGCAAAAAUUACAAGCUGUAGUGACUCGUAUGCAAAUUAUAAUGACUUUUAUUUUGUUGUACUAUAUUGUGACAAUGAAAGCAUCGAUUGUACUGCAGAUAGCAGCUCAUCUGCAUGUGAAUGUUAUAAAAAUGUUUUUGACAAUGGGUAUAGUUCCAAAGUGAAACGUUUAAAACCUUGUUCGGGCAUACGCUUGGAUGAAAAACUUAUCGAAAAAUUUCAUAAUAUCGAAAUAUUCGACAUAUCCGGAUGUAAAAUUGAACAUUUAACUUCGGCUGAUUUAAAAUUUACAUCCCUAUUAACAUUAGACACAUCCAACAAUAAACUUAUCAACAUUUCGGGAUCUAUUUUUAUCGAAGCUCCAAAUGUGAAGGAAAUUGAUUUCUCUUACAAUAAUAUCAUUGCACUUCAUCAAAAUGAUUUGAAAGGCGCAACAAAAUUGACACGAAUUAAUUUCUCGCAUAACAACAUAUCUAUGAUUGAGGGGAAAUUAUUUGAUAACAAUUCUGAAUUAAUUCAUAUUGACAUGUCACACAACAAAAUCAAUGGACUUAAUAAAAAUCACUUUAAAGGAGCAAAAAGUCUUGAGACCAUAUAUUUUUCUUAUAAUGAUAUAUCCAUUUUGGAGGGGGAUACAUUUGGAGAGCUGAACAGAGUGCGAAAGAUCGACCUAAGCAACAAUUUAAUCCAAACUAUUGACAAAGAUACGUUUAAAAACAACAUAAAUUUACAUCGGUUAUAUUUGGAAAAUAAUCCCAUUAAACGAAUCAAUUACAAUAUAGUUGGGCAACAGAGGGGCAUCGAUAUGAACAUUUAUUUGAAGAACGUCGAAGAAGUCGACAUGAGUUCCAUGACAGAUUUUUUUAAUAUUUCGAUGGAUCAUUUUUCAUUGGCCAUCGAGUAUUAUAACGUUCAAUUCGCCGUUAACCCUUCCAACUACAUAAAAAUCAACACCAAUAUUGACAAAAUAACAUACGUUAAUAUGUCCAACAAUAAAAUUCCAAAUACAGAUAAGAUAAUUCCAAAAUUGAGAGCAUCAGUGGAAACAUUGGACGUGUCAUUCAAUUUCUUUUACGAAAAAUCACUGCAUGUUGAUAUAUUUCGUGAUUUGAUCAAUUUAAAACAUCUUUAUUUGAGCCACACAAGGAUUUCGAUUGUAAAUGGCGACACGUUUUAUAAGCUUGGUGAAUUGAUUACAUUGGAUUUGAGCGAUAAUUCAAUAUCAACACUUGAUCAAAGCAUAUUCAAAUACAAUAAAAAAUUGAAAAGUUUACACCUCGAGAAUAACCCAUUGAAGAGCAUCGGUUGCAAAAUUCUGAUGCCAUUGAUGAGUUCAGCGUUAGUCGAUUUCAAUGGAGUAAAUGUGAAAAAGCUCAAGUGUUUGGAUCCAAAAGACGAGAUUUUGAUGCAAAAUAUCACAAAUAUGCUCGGAAAACAGAAAAAGAAGAGUAUUGAAGCUACAACGAUAUCAGCUGAGAUUACAACUGAACUCAAACUUCAAGGCUCACCAGUCACGCGUUUUGAUUGUGGUACCUUUUCGUCAUUAAAAACCUCCGAAUCAACGCGAUUGUCCUGUGCUCACAUCAAAGAGAUCGAUACGAGUUGCAUGGGAAAUGCAUUGGAAAUUAAUAUCGACAGCAAUGAUGAUGUAGUUUUCCAUUUAUCGAAAAUGAAUUCCGAAUUGCGUUGCUCAAAAGAACAAUUUCAAAAAUUAAGUUACUUAAAUAUUUCCGGUCAUCAACUCAAAAAUGUUCGACAAAUUGUCGCUUUACUUGGACCAUCGAUCGAAAAGUUGGAUCUGUCGAUGAACUUCGUUGGAAAAUUGGAUGCAAAACAAUUGGAAAGAUUUGUCAAUUUGAAGUAUUUAAAUCUAAGUUGCACCAAUAUCUCGAACCUCGAAUACAAUACGUUCUACAAUCAACGAAAGCUGGAAGUCCUUGAUAUAUCAUUCAAUCAAUUAAAAGAUAUGAAUUCCAGUUUAUUUCUGGGAAAUUUCCAAAAUUUACAUACUUUAAAUGUGGAGGGAAACGAUUUAACGAAGAUUGAUAUAGUUAAGGCAGGAGUUUUU
Messenger RNA from Contarinia nasturtii (swede midge), 2163 nucleotides. Its product is annotated as chaoptin-like. The transcript has a single exon. Gene Ontology annotation, molecular function: protein binding. The annotation marks the transcript as partial. The record is from RefSeq and is a predicted model, not a curated record. NCBI's taxonomy places the organism in Eukaryota, Metazoa, Arthropoda, Insecta, Diptera, Cecidomyiidae.